AAAGUCAUGAAUCUGCCUGCAGGCGCGGUGCAAAAGGGAUCUUGCCCCGUUGCAAGGCGCGACCUCUUCCGCAGCUGCUGUGCAGAGGGGGCUCGCCUUCACCUCCGACCUGGAGCUGCCUGGAUCCAUGUGAUCCCUGGAUCCCGGGCGGGGAUUGGCUGCUGCGGAGGGCGAGGCGGGGGCGGCCUCCAUUGGCGGGCGGAUGGCUCUGGGCUGCCUGCUGCCGGCGGGGAGAGCGGCGCUGCGGGCGAGGAGGGGCCCGGGACCCGCUCUGGGAAGGCUCCCCUUCUGCUGGAGCCCCGGCCCCUCGGGACCCAGGGACAGCAGAGGAUGCGGGGGGAUCCGGACAACUUCUCCCUCAUUUGGAUUCCUCUUUGAUAUCGAUGGAGUCCUUUUACGGGGCCGACUAGUCAUUCCUGCUGCUAAGAAGGCCUUCCAGAAACUGACAGAUGCCAAAGGCCGGUUCCAUGUACCGGUUGCUUUUGUAACCAAUGCUGGGAACUGCUCUCGGGAAAACAAGGCUGAGGAACUCACUGAAGCACUUGGAUUUAAGGUAUCUCCGGAAUGGGUGAUCCUCUCCCAUAGCCCUCUGCGCCUUUUCCAUGAGUUCCAUGGCAAGUGUAUGCUUGUGUGUGGACAGGGUCCUGUGGAGGAGAAUGCCAAAGCGUUGGGAUUCCAGCAUGUCGUGACCAUUGAAAAUGUGAGGAAGGCAUUUCCUUUGCUGGAUAUGGUGGAUCAGAGUCGGAGGCCAAAAGUCCUGCCUCCUCCAACCACCGACUUCCCUACCAUUGAAGGGAUAAUUCUCCUGGGGGAGCCGGUCCGGUGGGAAACUUGCCUACAGCUGAUUAUUGAUAUACUCCUUAGCAAUGGGAAUCCAGGGGCAGAGCUAUCCACGGUGCCAUACCCACAUCUCCCCAUCCUGGCCUGCAACAUGGACCUCUUGUGGAUGGCAGAAGCCAAGAUGCCAAGAUUUGGCCACGGCACCUUUCUUGUGUGCUUAGAGAACAUCUACAAGAAAAUGACUGGAAAGGACCUGAAGUACGAAGCCCUGAUCGGGAAGCCCAGCACUGUCACCUACCGCUAUGCAGAACACGUGAUCAAACAGCAAAUGGAGAGUCGCGGCUGGACAACCCCUCUUCGCCAACUUUACGCUGUGGGGGACAAUCCAAUGGCUGACAUUUAUGGUGCAAAUCUUUACAACCGCUACCUCCAGGCCCAGGGUGAAGUCAGCAUCACUGCUAUGGCUCCUGAGAGCAAGGAACAUCUUGAGGUGCAGAGAGAUCACAGCGCCUCCAUUUGCUCUGCGGAGAGCUGCCAGUCUAUCCUGGUCUGCACCGGGGUCUACAAUCCCUACGGAGACAUGCCUGUGGGCCGCAAUGAGAGCAUGUUGGAGACAGUAUUCCAUGGACACAGAGACUUCCAUUUUGAUCCAAGCUUGGUGGAGGCCUCUCACGUUGUGCACGACGUGAAUGAUGCUGUGGAACUUGUCUUUCAGAAGGAGGACUGGAAGAACGAAUGAUCAUCCUCACCAGCAUCCAAGCUGAGAAUGCAGGAGUGGAAGCAGAACCGAGCUCUUUCAUGUCUAAGCCAUGCUAGAGUAAAGGGAAAUUCUCGCCUUA
Molecule: messenger RNA, 1619 nt
Organism: Anolis sagrei ordinatus
Lineage: Eukaryota; Metazoa; Chordata; Lepidosauria; Squamata; Anolidae
Gene: HDHD5
Product: haloacid dehalogenase like hydrolase domain containing 5
Biological process (GO): glycerophospholipid biosynthetic process
Cellular component (GO): mitochondrion
Source: RefSeq, a predicted model, not a curated record